Botrytis cinerea B05.10 is the source of this 1438-nucleotide messenger RNA. RefSeq lists its product as hypothetical. NCBI's taxonomy places the organism in Eukaryota, Fungi, Ascomycota, Leotiomycetes, Helotiales, Sclerotiniaceae. The transcript has a single exon. The coding region runs from base 101 to 1312 and encodes 403 amino acids. The record is from RefSeq and is a predicted model, not a curated record.
GAGACCUCAAAUCUUAACUACUUUUACUUUGCUUUAAGUUUUUGUAAGUCCUGGGUAAUUCAUCUUAUCGGAAAUAUACGCAAAAUCUUAAACAGUCAUCAUGAGUACCAUAGGAAUACGCCAACGAAGAGGAGAAAGUUCCACGUCUGCUUACUCUACAGCACGCCUCAGUUUCGGAGAAUGGCCAGAACCAUGGCAAGAAAAUUCUCUAGUGCCGGGUGGGCGGGAAGAAACCUCAGAAGAAGAUCAAGGGCCCGCCGAAACUCCCGAUCCUCGUUCGGAUGUCUCUGAAUCUUCCUCCCAUAUUUCUACGGGCGAAGAAAAAAGACGCGAAACAGAAGGGAAAUUCGUAAGAUUUGCUGCGGAGGAAGCUCUUCAACAAAAGAUAGAUCUCAAUACGCCACUUGAUACCGCUGGUAUCCCCGACUCCAAAGCCCAUAAAUCCACACCGACGCCUAGAACAUGGACAGAAACAAGAGAAAAUAAAUUCUACGUCUACAAAGCACCGCAAAAAGUAAGCUUUAUCAAGCCCUGGACCUGGCGAUUUCCCCGCUGGAAUUCCACGUCGACCAAAACAACAAAGACGGUAGGAGAAGGACACUACCAUGCCCACAAAGAGCGUCCCAGACAGGCUCCCAAAAAUGUUCCCAAUUCCAGCCUCCUCAUGUUCUGGACGUGGAAUUGGCAAGCUCCGAAACCCGUAUCGUGGAUUCCAAUUUACCCGUCCUAUCACCCCGAGAAAGACGAUCCGGAGCUGAAAAUCUUCAUUGCGUAUAAAUGUGGGCAUCGUUUUCCUACACGCGUGAUUUCCGGUCCUUCCUGGACGGCCUCUUCGCCCUCAUCCCCCUACACCCCCAACACGCCCACCUUCCCCAGAAGCGGUAGCACAAGCGGACAUCCGCACAUCAUUCCGCUCCCUUCCUUGAAAAUCGAGACCCUUCGUGCCGCGGCACGACAGGAGGGAGUCAAGAACAUAAUCUCCCCCGAGAACUUUAUGUGUCCCAAUUGUUUCAUAUGGUGGCAAUUCUACGCGGGGUUAUACUCUACAGUAAUUAUCUGGGCUGUCCUUGGGUGGUACUUUUGUUUUGUAUGGCCUUAUACGUGGUGGGCUACGACUGAGACAGGGGAACCACAGAGAUAUGUAUUUGUUGCUCAAUUUGAUAAUCAUCGUGAAGGAUCUUAUUCCGGCCAGGCAAUGGCAGGGCUUUUGACGAUGAUUUUCGUGGUUUGGGUGGGGAUUUAUUGGAAAUCUAUAUUGAAGUGGGUGUGGCCAAAAAAGAGGGAGGAAGUGAAUUUUGUGACGAGACGAUAAUCAGUUUUGUGUAAUAGGAAUCUUUUGAGUGCUCUACAUCCUCUGCAAGGUCCACAUCUAGUUAUACUUUCUGUAUUCUUUAAAAUUUGACACGGAAAGCUUGAAUGACUGGAUGACUAAAGGCCA